GGACUCCAGCUGUAUUUGUUUGGGAAGACUAUGGAUAGGUACCAGAGCUGGCAGCUGAGCUGUGUGAAUGCCAUCCUCCUUGUGCUGCUGUGGACCGGCAUUUCCCACGCACAGAGGGACUGCACGGGCGCAGAAUGCCAGCCGCUGGACAACUGCAUCGAGGACGUGCUGGAGCCUGGCGAGUGCUGUGCCACGUGUCUGCAGCACGGCUGCACGUGCGAAGGCUAUCAGUACUAUGACUGCGUCAAUGUGGGCUUUAUCAACGGCAAAGUGCCCGAAGGACAGUCUUACUUUGUGGACUUUGGAAGCACUGAGUGCUCCUGCCCCAAGGGAGGAGGCAAGAUCAGCUGCCAGUUCAUGCUGUGCCCGGAGCUGCCCCCAAACUGCAUCGAUGCAGUGGUGCCAGCCGACGGGUGUCCUCAGUGCGGGAGGAUAGGCUGCCUGCAUGAGGGCCAGAAGUAUGUGGCAGGGCACACCUUCCACAUGCCCCCCUGCAAGGUUUGCCAUUGCCCCAACGCUGGCGGUGAGCUGAUGUGCUACCAGCUCCCAGACUGUAACGCGUUCGCCUUAAACACUGCGAGUCCAAUAGAUGCUGAAGAUAAUGAGCCAGAGAGGCAUUAUGACGAUCCGUACAGCUACGACCAGGAGGCACCAGAAGGAGACAAUGCGCGGGUGGAGUCUGCAAAGAAAUACAGGAGUUACUCGUCCCACCUAGAGCAGGAGAGCAUCAGCCAAGAGCAAAGCGAGGAUUAUGAUUACCUACCAGCCAGCACUGCUCCUUCAGCUUUGGCUCCAGCCGAUCCGUACACCGAGGAAACGGCUGCCCCACUCACCACACCAGUGCCUAACAUCCCUGCUGAAGUUCGCAGUGCCACAGAAAGAAGCGAGCGAAAGAGGGUGCUCCGCACCACUGCAGCAUCCCUCCAGCAAGUGACUCAUAAGGAAGCACCAGUAACCACCAGUGCUCCUCUGGAGCACACGACAGCCACCACGGAGACACCCAAGCACUUGGAGGAAUUGGAGAGGAAAGCAAAGGGGAAACAAGGGGACAAAGAGAGGUCUGAGCAAGAAAGAGCCCACCACUCUAAAAUGAAAAAGCAUGCCAGAAAAGAGGACCCAGGGAACAGUAUGCAUCUAGGCUUGAAAGAGGUGAAUUUAACAGAGCCGAGUUGGUCAAAAUCUUCCCAUGAAAUGCACGAGGGAAAUGCUUUCCCCAAGGUAAAGUUCAGUGCAACAACCUCUCCUCCUGUUGCUCUAAAAGAAGACCGUAGUCAGUCAUCCCAAAAGCAGUCACAGAUGCUUUAUCGUUACCAUCCCGAGGAAGAUGGGGACCCCAACUCUAUUCACGCUAACCCUAGGCUACCAGAAGGUUCCACAAAGGAAUUGAUUGAGAGCUGCUGUGGAGCUGGACAACAGUGGGCUAUAGACAACGGGGAGUGCACAGAAAUCCCUGUAAGUGGAAUGGAUGGUGAUAUUUGCAGAAUUGCUCAGAAGCAGUGUUGCGUCUCCACCGUAAAGGAGAACAGCUGCCUGGCUGGCAUGAUCGCUGCGAAGGAGGGAGACGCGUGCGGGCCAGAGGAGAGCGAUCCCUGUGGAGGAUCACCGUACAAGCAAUGCUGCGAUUGCUGUAACCUGGGCCUGCGAUUAAGGAGUGAGGGGAAGACCUGCGAGUCCAACAUAAACCUGGGCUACCCCUGCAGUCAUGUGAUGCUGUCCUGCUGUGAAGGGGGAGAUCACUUCAUCCAUCCGGAAAUAAAAACUUUAACAGUGACACCUGAGAAGGUUUCAGAGACAGAAGAUCACAAUGAAGCUUUGUCCAUCAGUAAUGAAGCUGAACUCUCAAAUAGCCUGCCUGGAGAUGACCUGGACGAAUGUCUUAUCUACGGUGGGGAACUCUGUCAGCAUUUGUGUAUAAACACCGUGGGGUCCUACAAGUGUUCGUGUUUUCCAGAAUUCACUUUGCAAGAUGAUGGGACCAGCUGCUCUCCAGAUCCUGACAGAGGACAGGUGACAAGGCUAGAAGCAGAAGUCACCGUCCCUCCAGCAGCCUCUCCUUCUCAGCCUCUUCUCAUCAUGUCCUUAGAAGAAGAGCAGGAUAAGUGUAAAGAUAAUGGCCCCUGCAAGCACAUCUGCAGCGUUGUGGAAGGCAAUGUCGUAUGCUCUUGUUUGUCUGGAUAUACUAUCAUGGCUGAUGGGAUUUCUUGUGAAGACAUUAAUGAAUGCGUAACAGAUAAGCACACCUGCCAGCGGAGAGAGCACUGCGUCAACACGAUGGGAUCAUUCAAAUGUCUCCAGGAGCUGAGCUGUCAGCCAGGUUAUGAACUUAAGGAUGGAGAAUGUGUUG
This is a messenger RNA of Pterocles gutturalis (yellow-throated sandgrouse), 2344 nucleotides long. RefSeq names its product fibulin 2 (gene FBLN2). NCBI's taxonomy places the organism in Eukaryota, Metazoa, Chordata, Aves, Pterocliformes, Pteroclidae. The record is from RefSeq and is a predicted model, not a curated record. Gene Ontology annotation, cellular component: extracellular region. Gene Ontology annotation, molecular function: calcium ion binding.